GCUAAUGUAGAAUAACACAACAUUUUCACGAAAAAUACGGCAUCCCUACAUUUUCUGCUUUUAAAAACAUCGGAUAUAGGUUACCCCUAGGAUAAACGUGAACUGGCGUUAUUCAUCAAUCGAGUCCCCGAAUCUACGCGUCGAAAUUUAGCACCCCUCUCACGCUGUGAUUACAUUGUCUAGCAGUCCAAUAUCAAGUCUAAUCCAAUCAUCGGUCUUGUCCAAUGAAGCGGAAUCAGAUAUUCCAAUGUAAAAGCUAAUGCAUUGGUGGCCCUGAAUGUGUGUGUGUGUGCAUACAUGAACGCGCUCAGAGUCACUCGGGAAAAAAAACUGCCAUAUGAAAGUAAAAUCAGGGCUUUAGAUAUCGAACCCCCUGCUGUCUGUCUGUGAGUCAUACGGUUAUCGAGGAAGGGAAAACCAUCGGUUCAGCAGCCCGGGCUAGCACUGUAGUGGAGAUUGUGCAUCGCAGAGGCCAGAGGAAUUGGGAGUUUGAGAGAUCUCUGUUAGAAACAAGAAGCGAGAGCAUUGACGAUGGCCGCCAUGUACGCUCUAUCCGUGCUGGGAUUCUUUUGUUUGUGCGGCGUUAUUCCAGUUUACGGCGGUCAACAGUCCAGUCAAGUGGGGAUCAGUGCGCCUCUGACGACACAGUCUGCCCCUAGCCAGAACGGACCCCCUCCGGAGGUCGUCCCCACCCCAGGGGAAGGAUUACCGCCUGUUGGGAACAGCCAAACUGUCACGACGGGGCAAAGCUCGAGUGUUGGAACGGCAGGUGGACAGGGUUCCAACACAAAGCAGGGUUCUGCUGUAGCCAAUAGUGGUGCCACGCCAGGAGCGUCCUCUGGCGAUCGGGACACGUAUCCCACCAGCCUGCCGACCGCCGUCAUCAAGACCGCUUCCCCGGCCGCCCCAGCCGCCCCUGCCGCCGACGACAAGGCAUCACAGAACGGACAAGCAACCAACCAACAGACCAGCCAGCAGGGGAACGGUGGAGACAGUUGUAGUAUUGACAUAUUACUCCUUUUGGGGGCUCUGAGCGCAACUGUGCUGAAAAUACGAUUAGCGUGGUAACAUGGAUGCACUAUCAGCACCAAGGACAGACGCCACCUUGCGAUUUUAGGAAAAACUGUCAAACUACUAUCCCUUGUUAGGAAAGUACAUUGUACCGUUCGUUGUUUUCAUUAGGAGACGAGAUCAGUAGUAAAUAUUGUUGCAUAUUCAGCUAUACAUUUGUUGCAAUCCAAAUAAUGGAACGUCUAACAUUGACAGUUUCAUUAAACCGUUUGAUACGGUUGUUACAUGUACCUUACGUACUUCGUUGGAUGGGUCGUCAGCACCAGGGACGGGCGCCAUCUUGCGAUGUUGGAGCAAACUGCCAAACUAGUUAGCAACCCUCAGUAGAUAGCUAUUAGGGUACGUCUAGCAAUAGUCAAGCAUGUGCACCGCUACAUGUUGCCAUAUAUUGAGAUAUAGCGUACUUACACCGUUUGUCAAUGUAUGUAGGGGUAGUCAAAUGAUGUUAGCAUGAUUAGCAACGGGGCUUGGACACAAGCUAAUAGAUGAAUAGUCCUCGAACAGGGAAAGAACGAUUUUAGAACACGUUAUAUACGCAUGUUUUGUAAACUGACUGUUUCACCGUGAAACUGUGGAAACUAACUAGACCUUUCUCCACCCAUUGCUUUACGUCCUGUAGUUUAGUAUGUAUGAUCGAUGUGCUCGCUCGCAGGAAUUGUUGAUGAUUGAUCGUAUACACAAUGCCCUUUACGGGCAAAACAAAAAUAGAAAGCGUUGUGUAAGAGUAAAAGUACAUAUAUGUUAGUAAACGGCAUUAUUGUGGAUAUGGAACUAAACAUACCAACCUAUGUGGGAGGUUUUGAAGAUAACCAUUUGCAUUUAUAUUCUAUUGCUGUUUCCAAUUGAAACACUACCAAACGAAUAAGUCGAUAGUAUGAUGUGAUAUAAGCAUGCAUGUUCCCUCUAAACAUCGAUUAUUGCUGUCAAUUUGUCAUGCCCUUUGAACAGUGAACAGUUUCAGCCAUAUGUUUAUCUUUUUUCAUGCGUUAUCUUGGGCAUGCACACUGUACUUCGCAAGACAAUGAUAUUAAUUUCAACUAUAAUACAACGAUAAUUUAACUGUAGAAAAACAGGCCGGAUGAUUAUUAUUGACUUAAAUAGUAUUUUAGAGAUCUCUUCGAGAUUUGUGGAAACAGGUCGACAGAGGAAGUUGCGAUCGAAAUAUGACAUUCUGUUUGUAAUAGACAGUUGAUUCUUAAGGGGGCGUAGGGGUACCAUGAACUGGAUGUAAUACGCCAUUCUUGUGGUUGAUUAGGGCUAAUUCAGAAAAAAGAAACAGUUUUGACAAUGUUUCUACUUGAAGUUUUAGAACAAAGCGUAAGAGUGACGUUUGUAUUUCCAGUGUGUUGUUGUUGUUGGCUCUUUAACAGGCAAGUGUUCGCCAAGCAAUGUCGGUUUCCAUGUUUGCCCAAUGCACGAUAGAGGCAAAUGCCUUCUUUUCUUGAACCACGAUCACAAAAGGGCAUGUAGGGAUAUACUAGUUAUACUUGUACUUCGGUGUGUUUGUUGCUGAUACGUUGCCAAUGUCAUUAAAUUCCAGCCAGGCUGAAGACCCGAA
Molecule: messenger RNA, 2629 nt
Organism: Branchiostoma floridae (Florida lancelet)
Lineage: Eukaryota; Metazoa; Chordata; Leptocardii; Amphioxiformes; Branchiostomatidae
Exons: 3
Coding region: 532-1068 (178 amino acids)
Source: RefSeq, a predicted model, not a curated record